Molecule: messenger RNA, 2760 nt
Organism: Daphnia pulicaria
Lineage: Eukaryota; Metazoa; Arthropoda; Branchiopoda; Diplostraca; Daphniidae
Product: soluble guanylate cyclase 89Db-like
Exons: 13
Coding region: 368-2335 (655 amino acids)
Biological process (GO): nitric oxide-cGMP-mediated signaling; response to oxygen levels; cGMP biosynthetic process
Cellular component (GO): guanylate cyclase complex, soluble
Molecular function (GO): heme binding; oxygen sensor activity; guanylate cyclase activity
Source: RefSeq, a predicted model, not a curated record
UUGUGCCAGCGCCCACGAGAAACACAGCAAACGGAUGCGAGCCAUCCGGACCGACUCUACUCGCACUCCCCGAUUCUUGCUUCCGCAUUACUGUGUACAUGUAACUGUUUACGCGGAGCGCGAUUAAAUGUAACGGUGAUACACGGCGAAACGUCGUCAGUUUGACCAUCCAAUCGUGAACGGAAGGCCGUCGGCUUUUCUUGUUUUCGUCGGUCGCGCGAGCAACAAGACGUGAAAAGCUGACACCACACCACAUCUGCGACACCGAAAAGUCAGAGAAGCGAAGAAAAAGCCUUACCUCAUUUGAUUUGCAGUUGAUUUCUCCCUCUUUUCGGGUUUGAAAAUCGAGUUUUCCGGCGCCACAAUCAUGUACGGCAUGCUACUAGAAUCGGUACAACAUUUUAUUCAGCUCGAGUACGGCGAAGAGACAUGGCUGGCCAUCUUGGAGAGUGUCGGCUACCGGAACACUGUCUUCCGUACUCACCACAUCUACCCGGAUGAACUGAUCAUGAAACUGGCCGACGCUGCCGUCACGCUCGUCGCCAACGGCUCAACGCGGCAGGACUUUCUGCGUUUUUUCGGUCGCUGUUUCGUCCGCUACUUCAGCCACUAUGGCUACGAGAAAUUUAUUAAAGUUUGUGGCCGCUACUUCUGUGACUUCCUGACCGGCAUCGACAAUAUCCAUUUGCAAAUGAGAUACAUGUAUCCGAAAAUGGUUUCCCCCAGCAUGUACAUAUCGCACGAAGAUGCGGAGGGCGUCCUGCUUCACUACCGGACGACACGCAACGGCUUCUGCCCUUACUUAAUUGGUCAGCUGCACCAGAUAGCGCACGACUUCUACGGGAUUCAAUUGACGGUGGAGGAACUGACUAAAACGCCUUUCAACAAAGAGGAGGGUUAUCAGUUUCGGUUCCGACUCAACUUCGAUAACCGCGACUACAUGACUGGUCGUUCGGCGUGCAACGGCAGUUUGGAGCUGGGCCGGAUAAAUAUCUCCAGCCGCGGAAGCGCCGGCACAAUGGCGUCCGAAAAAGCCCUGGCGUCGCUCUCCUCCAGCAUCCUGAUGCAGCUCUUUCCCUUCACCUUGGUUUUCCGUCCAGAUCUCCAGAUUAUCGCGGUCGGCCGGCAAUUGAAGCAAAUGUUUCCAGACAAUGCCCUUGUCGGCCAAGCGCUGCCUGAUGUCGCCAGAGUACGCCGACCCAAGCUCCUUUUCACAUGGGACAACUUGUACAGCCUCCAAAAAGUCUUGUGUGAAAUGGAGUUACUGCCAGCGAUCCGAACGGCAAAGAAAAACGCGCGCCACUUGGCUGCCUCCAAAGCGGAUUCAAAUGCGGUGGCCAAUAAAGAAGCGAAAGAGGAAAAUCGACGUCUUAUGCUGCAGGGACAGUUACGCUAUCUGUCGGACUGGAACGCAAUGAUUUUCCUUUGCAAUCCUUUAAUAAACAACUUGGAAGACAUGGACGGAAUGGGUUUGACAAUUAACGAUCUCAGCCUUCACGGACAUGGCAGAGACAUGGUGAUGGCCGGAUGGCAGCACAACUCACGGCUGGAAGAUAUGUACGAGCGGGCCGAAGAGCGAUCGCAACAGCUCCAGCAAACGUACGAACUGCAAGACGAGUGGAAAAAACGCGGAGACAAACUUUUGUACUCCAUGAUCCCGCAAUCGGUGGCCGACACUUUGCGUAGUGGCACCGACCCAGUUGACACAUGUCAAAGUGUCAGAGGAAUCCUUUGUGCAUUCGAGAGCAUCACAGUCUUGUUUGUAGAAUUAGCCAACAUCGACGAAAUCACAGCCACUAAUCCGAUGGAAGCGGUCAGUUGCAUGAACGCAGUUUUCUCGUGCUUUGAUAACAUUAUCGACCAACAUAACGUCUACAAGGUGGAGACGGUGGGAAAGGUGUACAUGGUCGUUGGCGGAGCGCCAGAAACAAACGAAACCCACGUCAAAGAUGUUGCCAUGGUGGCCCUUAGUUUUCGGGACGAAAUCGACAAAAUGGUGAAAGAUACUAAAAUGUCUGUUCACAUACGAAUAGGUUUCCAUACCGGUUCGGCGGUAGCCGGUGUAGUUGGAAAGAAAAUGCCUCGUUAUUGUUUUUUUGGAGACACAAUCAACACUGCUGCACGAAUGCAAACCACAAGCUUGCCUGGGAAAAUUCACAUCUCUCAAAACUCCUUUUGUCGCUUGCACAACUUUAACGGAUUUGUAUUCGAGAUGCGUGGGACGGUAUUCGUCAAGGUACAGGGCACGGAUACGUAUACAAGCUUACGAUUCCUGGACGAAAGUUGGUUCUCCGUACUUUUGUUUUCUAUUCUCCAAUUGGUCCCGCACGUUUGAAAGCGCACGACACAAACAUGAGAACCGACUUUCAACGACGACUUUACCAUACGAUUAUACUUGACUAUACCUUAUGCGUAUAUCCGCCUCUAUGGUCGAAUAAGUGGAUAUCAGAUAUUCAUGGUCAUAUGGCACUGAAUGCAACUGUGUCCACAUAUCAAUAGAUUGGCUUUGUUCGCACACUCGCUUUUAAAUCUGGUAUUUCACAAACAGAUCAUCGUUAUUGGUUUAUAACAAAUCUACAGCUCUACUCUCUAAUACUACAUAUUGCUUGAAAGUCUGCUGCAUAAACUUUCUUCCAACUGCUGUUAUCUUUUUCUUUUAUGUCCUAGGGCAAAGGAGAUAUGAAGACUCACUGGUUGCUGAGAUACGAAGCGCCCGAUGGGAAUUCGACAUGAGCUUUCCGAGACUAUCCCAGUACGGGU